This is a messenger RNA of Engraulis encrasicolus (European anchovy), 2402 nucleotides long. It is a transcript of the gene sdr42e1, whose product is annotated as short chain dehydrogenase/reductase family 42E, member 1. Gene Ontology annotation, molecular function: 3-beta-hydroxy-Delta5-steroid dehydrogenase (NAD+) activity. The record is from RefSeq and is a predicted model, not a curated record. NCBI's taxonomy places the organism in Eukaryota, Metazoa, Chordata, Actinopteri, Clupeiformes, Engraulidae. The coding region runs from base 199 to 1362 and encodes 387 amino acids. Gene Ontology annotation, biological process: steroid biosynthetic process. The transcript has 3 exons.
ACUUGCUACUCGUAAGAAAUCGUUUGCAUCGUGGAAUCUGGUCCAUAGUUUUUGCUACGGGUAGCCUAUUCGUACUAGUCCAUGCUGUCUUAACACGUUACAUCUUCAGUAGGCUUAAUGAUGUUAGACUAAUUGGGAGACUACACCUCGCAUCGUCAUUUAUGAAAGAACAAACUUCGUUGUAUCAUUCCAAGCACUAUGGAGAACGAUUCGCAGACAGAAAAAAUCCUCAUUACAGGAGGAGGCGGCUAUUUUGGCUUUCGUCUUGCACGUAAACUGCACAGUGCCGGAGCCAAAGUUUUCUUGUUUGACGUGCAUCCACCUGGGCAGGCCUUACCAGAGGGCAUGGUGUUCCACCAGGGGGACAUUCGUGAUUAUAGCCAGGUGGAAGAGGUGGUUCGUGGUGUAGAUUGCGUCUUCCACAUAGCCUCCUAUGGCAUGUCCGGCAGAGAGCAAUUAAACCGACAACUGAUCGAGCAAGUCAACGUGACAGGCACUGAGAAUGUCCUGAAAGCCUGCGUCCAGUGCAGUGUGCCCCGGCUGGUCUAUACCAGCACCUUCAACGUGGUGUUUGGGGGCCAGGUCAUCGAGGGUGGGGACGAGACCCUGCCGUACCUCCCCCUGCACCUCCACCCUGACCACUACUCCAGGACCAAAUCCCUGGCGGAGAUGGAGGUCCUGAAAGCCAACGGUAGUGCCUUAGCAGGCGGCUCUGGUGUGCUAAGCACCUGUGCUCUGCGCCCCGCAGGCAUCUACGGCCCUGGAGAGCAGAGGCACCUGCCCAGGGUUGUGGGCUACAUCGAGAGCGGCAUCUUCCGCUUUGUGUACGGCGAUCCUGGCAGCCUGGUGGAGUUCGUCCACGUGGACAACCUGGUGUUGGCACACGAGCUGGCAGCCAAGGCCCUGACAGAGGAGCGGGGGUGCAGUGCCACAGGACAGCCCUACUUCAUCUCCGACGGCAAGCCCAUCAACAACUUUGAGUUCUUCAGGCCUCUGGUGGAAGGCCUGGGCUACUCCUUCCCUAAGCUGCGUCUGCCUGUGCCUCUCAUCUACUUCUUCGCCUUCCUCACCGAGAUGGUUCAUCACCUCGUAGGCCCCGUCUACAACUUCCAGCCUUUGCUCACCCGCACCGAAGUCUACAAGACUGGGGUGACCCAUUACUUUAAAAUGGACAAGGCCAAAAGAGAGCUGGGCUAUGAACCACGGGAGUACACUAUGGAUGAGGUGGUGGAGUGGUUUAGGACCAGAGGCCAUGGCAAAACACGAAACACUUCCCCCACAAAACGCUUCAUCUUGAACAUUGUCGUAAUGGUUGCCUUCAUAGCUGUCCUACUUUCAUUCCUUCCAGUUGUUGGAUAUUGACCUCUGCACACUGCACAGAAUAAUAUUUUUAGAAGAUUCUUUCUAGAAUUCAUGCUGCCCAUUCACAAAUGUUACCUUUUCAUGAAUACUUACCACCACCAUGAAAUUCAUGAUUCAAGUAUUCAAGAAAAUGUGUAUCUUUUCUAUGUCCACCAUUUUGAAUUUCCAGAAAUAGACAUUUUUAGCUGAAAAACUGUACUGUGGUCUAGUCAUGAAUAUGGUAACACUUUAGAAUAACAAUUGGGAAUUUCUUUAAAAACACUUCGCAAACAAUGAGCUAAUAAUCAACAAAACAUUUACAAAUGUUUGUAAAUGAGAAAGAAAUACUAUGUUAACAUAGCAGAAAUGGGACAGCCUGAACAGUCCUGAAAGUUUAUCCCCCAAAGACCAAAAGAGAUGAAAGCACUGACGUGUCCAGUCAGGCAACACACACAUAAAACUCAUCCAGUAGGAUGAAAAUAUGCUAAUAAAGUGUUAAUAAAACUGUUAUUCUAAAGUGUUACUUUGAAGACUAGUUUAUUAUUGAAUAAAUAUUCAUGAAAAGAUAAAAGUUGGCAAUAGGCAGCGCAGUAUUAAUGAGCAGCAUAGUAGCAAUACCUUCUUUGGCCACCAUCCGACAAAAUGCACCUUUAAAACCUGUUUUACAUGAAACAAAUGUGAAUAUGUGUGUAUAUACUUUUUACAUAUACAGAAAACAACUCUGCACACCUUUACAUAGAGAAACCAACUGUGAAUACACUUUACACAAGUCCUAUUUCAUGUGUUUACGAAGUAGUUUUAGUGAUGUACAUUGCUUCAAAACAGUACUGCAUAAGACCUUUGUUCUUUUAUGGACUGGAGAUCUGUGAGAAGGCAUGCCAUUGACCAAUUUCAGAGGCAUGACAGGAAUUUAUGGCUACCUGUCUCUAUAAACAAAAUGUCUACCCUUCCAUUGUGGCUGUAUUCACAACCUAUGAUGUAACUAUUAGGCCUAUAGCCUAAAAUACAAUUCAUAAUGAAAAGGGGGAAAAGUCAUAUAAUAAUAAAGUCCCAAUGUGAAU